Messenger RNA from Tricharina praecox, 1542 nucleotides. RefSeq names its product P-loop containing nucleoside triphosphate hydrolase protein. Bases 92 to 1411 code for a protein of 439 amino acids. Gene Ontology annotation, molecular function: RNA helicase activity; nucleic acid binding; ATP binding. The transcript has 2 exons. NCBI's taxonomy places the organism in Eukaryota, Fungi, Ascomycota, Pezizomycetes, Pezizales, Pyronemataceae. The record is from RefSeq and is a predicted model, not a curated record.
CAACCGUACCUCACCUCCAGAGUCAAGAGUCAACCACAGACGACGCGCGCAGCCCGGACCCGCCCCACCACCGCACCCCACCACCACCACAAUGCCCGACUUCGCCUCCCUCGGCGUCGACAAAUGGCUCGUGGACUCACUCUCCGCGCUCUCGAUCCGGCGGCCGACACCCAUCCAAGCAGCGUGCAUCGGGCCUCUCCUGUCAGGACAAGACUGCAUCGGCGGCUCGCGCACCGGCUCCGGCAAGACGGCGGCCUUCGCCGUUCCGAUCCUGCAAACAUGGGCACGCGACCCAAUCGGGAUCUUCGCGGUGAUCCUGACGCCGACGCGCGAGUUGGCUUUGCAAAUCACCGAGCAGUUCCGGGCGCUCGGCGCAUCCCAGGGUAUCAAGGUGUGCCUCCUCAUCGGCGGCGUGGACAUGCGCACGCAGGCGCUGCAGCUCGCAACGCGCCCGCAUAUAGUCGUUGCAACGCCGGGGCGCCUCGCCGAUCAUGUGCGCUCCAGUGGCGAGGAUACUGUCGGCGGGCUUAGGAGGGUGAAAAUGCUCGUGCUGGAUGAGGCCGAUAGGCUGCUCGAUGAGACUUUUGCGGAGGAUCUGGGCGAGUGUCUUGAGAUCCUACCCAAGGCAGGGAAGCAGGGGAGGCAGACGGCAUUGUUUACGGCGACGAUGACGGAGGAGGUUAGGCAGCUGAAGGAGCUGGAGAAGGCGGCGGAGGGACGGAGGGAGGUGUUUGUCUGCGAGGUCGAUACGGAUAAAGUCGCCAUCCCCCCCACGCUCUCGCAGCGGUACCUGUUGCUCGCCAGCUACACACGGGAAGCAUAUCUGCACACCCUCCUAUCCACGCCCCUGAACCUCGAAAAAUCCACCAUAAUCUUCGUCAACCGCGGCACGACGGCGGUAACGCUGACGCACAUCCUCCGCCUCCUCGACCACCGGGUGACAGCACUCCACAGCCACCUCCCGCAAUCCGAGCGCACCGACAACCUGGGCCGUUUCCGGGCAUCCGCCGCACGUAUCCUGGUGGCUACCGACGUCGCCUCCAGAGGACUGGACAUCCCGACCGUCGAGCUAGUCGUGAACUUCGACGUCCCGCGGGACCCCGACGACUAUAUCCACCGCGUGGGACGAACCGCGCGUGCGGGCAAGGGCGGCGAGGCGAUAACGUUCGUGAGCGAGCGCGACGUGACGCUCGUCGAGUCGAUAGAGGCGCGAACGGGCAGAAAGCUGGAUAAGUACGAGGACGAGCCCGGGGUCAGUCUUGAGGGCAGGGUCGUCAGGGAGACGCUGCAGCUCGUGUCGGAGAAGAAGAGAAUCGCGAAGAUGGAUAUCGAUGAGGGGAGGAAUGAGAACGGGAAGCGUAAGAGGAAGCUGGUGGAUAAGGCCGCGAGGAGGAAGUUGCAGAAGUCGUAGGGAUAUGCGGCAGGUAAUGGCUGGUGGGGCGGGGCGUUUAAAAUGGAUUUUUUUUGGUUUAUUUGGGUCGAGUGAUGUGCUGUGCGAGUGAGUGAGUGGGAGAUACCCGGAAUGCACACUCCCGGGUAGUA